AUGACGUCCCUUAAUCAGUCCGGGGAUACCAACUUUACAGUUUUCAUACGCCUCCCUUUUCCUCGGGGCGACUUUGCUGAGUGGAACGCAGCAAAAGACCAAGCUCUCUGGGACCUACUAUCGCGGCCCUCGAAGGGUGAUGAUAUAGACUGGAAAGCAUUAGCGGAACGAUUCGAUGUAACUCUGCAGUUUCUCCUUCAGCAGGCAGCAUGGUUGUAUGAUCGUCAACUAUCCCAGGUCCGCGCGCAGAUGCGCAAGGUGGGCACCACUCAGUCGAGCUCCCCGUCCCCUGCGCCUGGUUCUGUAUCCGGAAGCACAGCGCUCGGCGGCCAACCAGCCAAGGGUGGCCUUGGUGCAGCCCCACGAGUUCCGAGUCGUCUAUCCUCACAACAAAAAGAUACUCUUCCCCAACGAGGUCCCCCGCCACGUCGCACAAGCUCGGCAAAUACAGUAAACCAAAUCAAGACUUCAAAGGAAUCGCCUUGCACGGAAACCCCUGCGGAGUUCAAAGAUCCACGCUGGGAGAGCGUCAACCGGCGUUCAUCAGCAAGCAAGCGGAACCAGGCUCCAGUUGUACCGGCACCAGUACACAAAUCGCCCACCCUUCAGGAAGAGCAUCUAAGUUCAAGCUCGUCCUCAUCCUCGUCAGACGAAGACGACGGGCUAGCCAGUAGACGAGGACUACGAUUUCGACGAUUCGGCAAAUUUUCCACACAUCGACCUGGUCUUCGCGACGAUGACGAAGAAGAAGACGAGGAUGAUCCACCCGCGUUUCUUCCACUUUCCCGAGCCCAACCUGAAGCUGCACGGGACCCGUCAGCACAGGAUCUCAAUGAAACUCUCCGGUUGCAAGGUGAAGAUCAAACGGGAGCACGACGCCGCACGUCAGAGCAGAGUCCGGUUUCGAGAGAAUCCAUUACGACCGAAUCAUCGACGAGCUCAGUUAGCUCAGGGGCUCCAGUGGCAAUCCAACGUCGAGUGAAUAGUAUUCCAUCACCGUUGAGUCCUCGACGGACGGCAGAGCUGGCUCGUGCCAGUCCUCGGAGAAUGAAUAAUUCCGGAAGGGACACGAGUGAUGGUACACCGAGUAUGGAAAGUAGCUUCAGUGAACUUGAUGACGCAAGUGUUACGGAAUCGGCACUUGAGGAGGCUCUCCUGAGUAAUAUGCAGCAUGGUGGUAUGGCAAGUCGCAUGAGUACGAUCAGUCAGGCAAUACGGAGUCGUUGUUUGUGA
Molecule: messenger RNA, 1233 nt
Organism: Aspergillus pseudonomiae
Lineage: Eukaryota; Fungi; Ascomycota; Eurotiomycetes; Eurotiales; Aspergillaceae
Product: multidomain presynaptic cytomatrix related protein
Exons: 7
Coding region: 1-1233 (410 amino acids)
Biological process (GO): autophagosome assembly
Cellular component (GO): phagophore assembly site
Source: RefSeq, a predicted model, not a curated record